Molecule: messenger RNA, 500 nt
Organism: Amoebophrya sp. A25
Lineage: Eukaryota; Dinophyceae; Syndiniales; Amoebophryaceae
Source: the annotation of a GenBank genome assembly
AUUUUAGAAAAACAAGGAACAGACAUACGAAGUAUAUCAAUAGGUCUAGUGCAAGAACAAAAACAACAAUUGAGAGUUCAACACAUAGGAGGUUCAUAGUAUGAGAAAAACAAUAGUAUUCACGACACACAAUCACAUGCAUAUCUGUACAGUCCUGAGACAAGUUGGAUGUGAUGGAUCAGGUGCUUCUUUGUCAUACAUAUUCAUUGUUGUAAGUAAGAAGUACUUAUUCUUUUCUCGUCUGGAAAAAUUGAUACAACUACUUAAUUCAUUAUGUUUAAAGAUUAUUUGUUCCUGCCUUACUAUCAAAAAAAUGCUAUCGAACCGUAUCUCCCUGCUAUCUCCCUGUAAAAAUUUAUAUUUCUUAACAUCACUGACACUGUACCUAGAAAUGGAUGUAGCUAGCUUUGUACUAUCGUGCAAAUUGCGGUGUCAAAAAAUAGAGUACGAUAAUAAUUUCAAGACCCGAUAUCAUGAGAACCCUUCUUUCACGAGGAUAG